CAUCCCGGGAUCCCAGACUUAAUAAUUCCGCCCCCAAACUGGUCUAUAAUACGGACUGCUAAAUUUAUACCCAAGGGGGCUAGCGGGCUCCACGCGAAUCAAGGUUAAUUAAACUCUUCUGCCUGGUUUUCAACCUCUAUUCAACCUCGUCCAGAACCGGGCAUCCCGGAUCAAGCCUUCCACGGCAUAUUGUACACCUCAAAGUCACCCAUAUGAAAAGAUGGCCGAGCCACGGACCUUUCUCCGACUCGCAAGCCCCAACGAACGCCGCACAAUCAGUCGCGAAGACGUCGGGUUCUACAACGCGCUGGUCAUCGGCGCAAUCUACGAGAUCGAAAGUCAAAAUGUGGACAUGACUUUGCCCGAGACAUUUAUCGCGCCCCUGAAACAAUGCGUGCUCGAGUAUCCGUUUCUCAGCGCCGUCGUUAGCAGCAAGGAUACGGAUAAGGCGGCCUACGAGGGUGUUUCCAGGAUGGAUCUCAAGGAGCAUAUCUCUACCCUCCCCGAGUCGACGGGGGAGAAUGAAGUGGGGGCAAUUGAGAAGGUUCUACCUUCGAUACUCGACAGGCCGUGGCCCGCUGAGAUCCCGCCCUGGCGCAUCGUCGUUCUCCCUCUGGCACCGGCCAACUCAGUCUCAACACGCUGCUUCAUCGCCUUCUCCUUCUCCCACACAAUCGGCGACGGCAAGGUCGGUCUCACCUUCCACCGCACAUUCCAAGCCGCCUGGAUCGAGUCCCUUACCUCCCCCGAGAACGACCCAUCCUUCUCACUUUCUCUUCCAAAAGGAACUCUUUCCGAGCCAUUCGAUACGCCCGAGCGCCUUCCCAUAUCCUGGAAGUUCCUCCUCGCACCCCUCGCAGGCGCCAUCCUCCCCAAGACGCUAACGCACAUCCUCGGCCUCCGCGCGUCGGCUAGUUCCAUUGACGCGGGGACGUGGACGGGUGCGCCCAUAUUUUUUGAUUCGACGGCGGAGUGCAGUCGUGUGCGACUACUCGAGAUUGAGGCGCCGCUUGUAGCGAAUGCGCUUGCAACGUCAAGGGCUCAUGGCGCAAAACUCACCGCAACGCUCCACCAGCUUAUCGUGCGUGCGCUGAGCGAGGCACUUCCAAGUAAGGAAGUCAAAAACUUUGUCUCCGGGACGGCGGUCGAUAUGCGUGCUUCGAUUGACGUCCCCGCGGGCGAGUGGGGGCUGUAUGUCUCGGGGCACUACGAGGUCCAUCCUCGGAUUUCGUCUACUGCUGACUCUGGAGAUGUCGCGCAAAGGAAGCCGGCCUUAUCAGAGGAGAUGUGGGAAUCAGCAAGAACCAUGACACGCAAUCUCGCCGCAUGCGGUAUGCGACUCCAGGACCAAGCGAUUGGACUCUUGCGGUAUGCACCUAGUAUCCGGGGCUGGACGCUAGGAAAGAUCGGGGAGAGGAGGGAUUCUUCGUACGAGGUUAGUAACCUGCUGGCGUUUGAUUCUGCUGCUGCGGGCAGCGAUGGGGAUGGCAAGUGCAGGGUCACCAAGAUGGUCUUCGUCCAGCCGGGGAAUGUGCUUAGUGCGCCGCUGGUGUUUAAUGUUGUUAGUGUGAAAGGAGGGAGUUUGGUGAUUGCGGUUAGUUGGCAGGCUGGGGCAUUGGGGUUGGACAGAGUGGAUGAGGAAGGAGGUUUUGUUGAAGGGGUUUGUGAGGGGAUUAGGGCUGGGUUUGAGGGGUUGAGGGAUGAUUAAAGGGCAAGGGCUGUUGAGGUAUGUAUAAUAGUUAGAACAAUAAUCUUAAUAUAAUCUAUAUAGUGUCCUACUCCC
Aspergillus calidoustus is the source of this 1783-nucleotide messenger RNA. The record is from the annotation of a GenBank genome assembly. Lineage: Eukaryota; Fungi; Ascomycota; Eurotiomycetes; Eurotiales; Aspergillaceae.